Molecule: messenger RNA, 1104 nt
Organism: Physella acuta
Lineage: Eukaryota; Metazoa; Mollusca; Gastropoda; Physidae
Product: FMRFamide receptor-like
Biological process (GO): G protein-coupled receptor signaling pathway
Cellular component (GO): plasma membrane
Molecular function (GO): G protein-coupled peptide receptor activity
Source: RefSeq, a predicted model, not a curated record
AUGGCCGACCAGAACCGCUUGCUAAACGAUCACAACGCCACGGUGCGGCCAGACAGCCCGGCAGCACACACCAACGACUUGAUCUACCUAGACGACGACCAGACCCUCUACAUCCUCCGUGCCCUCAUGCUCGGCGCCACGCCCACCAUCUCCGUCUUCGGCAUCAUCGGCAACAUCUUCAGCAUCAUCAUCCUCAGGAAACACGGACUCCGGAAGUGCUCGAACAUCCUGCUCUUCUCCCUGGCCGUGAGCGAUCUCACCUUCCUCGUCGGCUUCAACAGCGUGCCCAAACUCCUCUACGAGAUCGUGGGAGACGUGGAAGGGUUCCGCUACUCGUACGUCGAGUCCUACGUGCUCUUCGUGUUCUACCACGUGUUCCACAUCGUGGACUACGCCUCCGGGGGAACGUCCUUGACCCUACCGAUGCUGAUCACCUUCGAGCGCGUGGUCGCCGUGUUCCGGCCGUUGCAGUUUCAUACGAUCGUCACCCCGCGCCGUACCUGGGCGGCCGUGGUAUUUGUGUUCGCUUUCUGGUACACGUAUUUCAUCCAUACCUCUUUUUUCGUGACGCUCAGCUAUGAAAUGAACCCGGUUUUGAACCAAUCCAUCGGGCUUUUAGCCCGAUCCGCCUACCACUACGCCAACCCCCAAAACGCAGUAAUCCUAGAAGACGUAAUGUCGUACCUCAUGAUGAAAAUACCCCCGGCUGUCACUUUCCUCGGCUGUCUUAUCAUCGGUAUCCGGGUUCGAAUCGCUUCCAGCAGGAGACAAAAAAUGACGUCACAAACGUCAAAAGAAGCUUCUAGCAACCGGACGACCAAGAUGUUGCUUGCCGUCUGCUCCGUGUACACCGUAGCAUGCGGCAUCCUGUCGCUGCCGACCUACAUCCCCCAGUACAUGUACUACACCAUGACGAGUGACGCCCCCUCCAACUUCGGCAAGAUCAUGUAUCAGGUCAUCAACAUUGUCGUCUGCAUCAACAGCUCCGUCAACUUCGUCGUGUACGUGGCCAUGAAUAAAAACUUUAGAACCACUUACAAGUCGCUCUUUACCAGACAGGUUAAAAAUAAUUCCCUACCUCCAGUGUCACAGGUUAAAAAGUAA